Stylophora pistillata is the source of this 1254-nucleotide messenger RNA. RefSeq lists its product as uncharacterized. Gene Ontology annotation, molecular function: calcium ion binding. Lineage: Eukaryota; Metazoa; Cnidaria; Anthozoa; Scleractinia; Pocilloporidae. The record is from RefSeq and is a predicted model, not a curated record.
AUGACCAUCUCCGGAGCUGUUUUGAUACACUUUGAGGAGUUAGACACAUUUGUUCUCGCUCUGAACAGUGUCACGCGUGAAAAGGGAACCAUGUUCAAUGCAGACAUUUGCGUGAAUAACAAGCAAGCUUGCGUGGAGCAUAUAAAAAUCAAAAUGAGAAAUGUUUGGGCCAGAAACCCAUGCAAGAAAAAUGCAACAUGCCAAGCUGGGUUUACAGACAGAGAUUAUCAGUGUUUAUGUGUUCUUGGAUCUGGAUUUGGAGGCCAUGAUUGUGAUGAAGAUUUGGACGAAUGUACUGUUGGAACACACGAAUGUGACGAAAAUGCUGAGUGUAACAAUACCUUGGGAUCUUACAAGUGUACUUGUAAAGAUGGAUUUCAAGGAAAUGGAAUCAACUGCACAGAAUGUUCGGCACCUCUUGGUAUGGAAAGUCACCACAUCAAAGAUUCUCAAAUCACUGCAUCUUCACAAUGGGAUGGAAAUCAUGCAGCAGUCCAAGGAAGAUUGAACUUUAAAGCUGGUGGAGGCAAACAAGGAGGAUGGUCAGCUCGUCCGAACAAUGAAAAUCAAUGGAUCCAGGUAGCUCUUAGCAGUUACACUAAAUUAACAAGUAUAGCGACACAGGGAAGGAAUGCUUACAAACAGUGGGUAACGGCGUACCAGCUGCAGUACAGUGAUGAUGGAAUGAACUUCUACUACUAUAAAGUACCAGGACAUAGUUCACCAAAGACACUGGAGGGAAAUAAAGACAUGGACAGUGUUGUUUAUCACAAGCUGAACCCACCAAUCCAAGCUCGUUAUAUAAGACUCCGACCAACAGAUUGGUAUGCUUAUAUAUCAUUAAGGAUGGAGCUUUAUGGUUGCCGAGGUUCCCAGUCUUAGCUUUCCGGAGGCUCUGUCCGCUGACAGUCAUGAAAAGUAGCUUCAGACUCAUUUACACUUGGACUUGACCAGGACUUGAAUCAUUGAACGAAGUUGGACCAGGGUAUUCAUGUACAGGAUAUCUCACAAGUUCGUGUCCGUUUUACUAAAAGCUUAUAUCUUACUUAUUUUCGCAUCCUGGAAGCCGUAUUUCCAAGAAUGAUUAAUACCCGGUUUUACUUAAUCACUAAGGUUUAAAAUCCUUCGACAGUUAAAAAAAAAAACAGAUUUAAAAUAAUUUUCCUGCAUUACAGAAAUUAUUUGGCCAACCGACUAAUAAAAUGCUCAAGAGCACUCGCUUUUGUCAUGAAUAUUUUUCUUUCCUUAAUUUUA